AUUAUUGCAGCCUAUAAAUAGCUGAAAGAAUGCGGCUACUACAGCUGCCAUCACACUCCCAGAGCACCAGGGAGGAGAAGUCUUUUUUUAUAUUUUCCUCCCUUCCCUGCCACGUCCCCCCAACUUCCUGCAACAAAGAUCCUCCUCCAGCCUAAUCCUGACACUGUGUGGGAAUGUGCCAGCCACCGAACACACCUCACCUGUAUUUACAAUGCAGAUCAUCCAGCGUCAUGUAAAAUAAGAGGAAUCUGGAAGUGAGUGACUCUUCACUAUGGGCCUCCGACCAGUUACUCUCCUAUUAUCUGCUACGGUCUCCUUACUGGGCGGACUGAUAUUUGGGUACGAACUAGGAAUAAUUUCUGGAGCCUUACUUCAACUGAAGAAUGAUUUUCAUCUUACCUGUUUCCAACAAGAGGCGCUGGUGAGCGCAGUUUUAAUCGGCGCCCUUUUUGCAUCGCUCAUAGGAGGAGUCCUGAUUGACCGAUCCGGACGGCGGACGUCUAUACUGGCCAGCAAUGUGGUGGUGUUGGCGGGGAGCACGGUUUUAAUAUUCUCAUCAUCCUUUUGGUCUUUGGUGGUCGGACGCGUCACCGUUGGGUUUGGCAUAUCUAUAUCCUCCAUGGCGUGCUGCAUAUACGUUUCGGAAAUUGUCAAACCGCAUCAGAGAGGCACACUUGUGUCUCUUUACGAAACUGGGAUUACACUUGGAAUUUUACUUUCCUACGGCAUGAAUUAUUUCUUAUCUGGUGCACACUGGGGAUGGAAAUACAUGUUUGGGUUGGCAAUUUCACCGGCUAUCUUACAGUUCAUCAGCAUUCUGUUCCUCCCAUCAAGGCCCCCCAAAGUAAAUGUUUUAGGCCAAGAAUCUCCACAUGGUCUCAUCCCACUACAAAAUAUUCAGGAAGCUGAAGACAUCAAGUCCACAUCCUCCGGUAGAGAUUAUGCUUUCCUUGACCUCUUUCGUUCAAAGGACAACAUGCGGACAAGGACGUUGGUGGGUCUAGGUCUAGUUCUGUUCCAACAACUAACUGGCCAACCAAAUGUGCUUUAUUACGCGUCAACCAUAUUUAAGUCUCUGGGUUACCAAAGCAACUCUUCUGCGGUCUUGGCUUCUGUAGGUCUUGGCGUUGUGAAGGUCCUCUCGACGUUGGUUGCCAUGAGUUGUGCUGACAAAGCAGGGCGGAGAGCCUUGCUUCUGGCUGGAUGUACGAUGAUGACCCUUUCGGUGACCGGGAUUGGCCUUGCAAGUUUCACGAUCAAUCUGGAUACUCACAAGGGCUGCGAAUCCCUCGCGCCAAUAAAUUCAACUCUUGACCUCUCAAAUGCUUCUGUUAAAUUAGAAUCCCUCGGUGACAUAACUGCAUCCUUUGAAGCCCAGCACAGUGUCCCGGUGACCAGGAUGCAGGGCUCCACCACACUGCUCUUCACCAAGAAUGCAACAUGGCCGUCUCUUCGCUCCUCUGCGUUGACGGCGUAUUCAUCUGACUCCAGUGAGCUGGCAAAAUACCCAGAAUCCUUUACUAGAGACCAGACACUCUCCGGUCACACUGGGUUGACCUGGAUUACCCUUUUGAGUUUAAUGGCGUUCGUAAGUGCUUUUUCUAUUGGAUUUGGACCAAUGACCUGGCUGGUCCUCAGUGAGAUCUACCCUGCAGAAAUACGAGGAAGGGCAUUUGCCUUCUGUAACAGUUUAAACUGGGCAGCCAACCUGCUGAUCACAUUGACAUUCCUAGAGGUUAUCGAAUCUAUAGGUCUGUCUUGGACCUUCCUCAUGUACGGCUUGAUGGGAGUGGUUGCAAUAAUAUUUAUUUACUACUUCAUUCCGGAGACAAAAGGACGUUCUCUGGAAGAGAUUGACAAAGAAUUCUCUGAUAAAAGGUUCCUCUCAGGAAGACCGGUGUGGAGUAAUUGUUGCGGGGAACACUUUUCUAGCCCUCGGUACCAAAGAAUGGGGCAGUCGACCACCUCCGACUCCAGCUCAUCUAGCUGCUCCUGAUUAAGUCAUUGAAGGUAGCCGGAGAAGAGUUCUGGAGAAGAGUGCCUCAUCACAUCCUGCAAUCUGAUAAAACCGCGAAUGAAAAAGAAGGCCCCGGAUGCUGUCUGGAGACACAUUUUUAGAAUUUGUUCUACCUUCAGUGGACCCUUGGUUUAAGAGUAACUUGGUUAGAGAGCGUUUUGAUUUGUGAGCAACUUUUUUUUUAAAUUCUGACUCGGU
This is a messenger RNA of Rana temporaria (common frog), 2215 nucleotides long. RefSeq names its product solute carrier family 2 member 10 (gene SLC2A10). Gene Ontology annotation, cellular component: membrane. The transcript is spliced from 6 exons. Gene Ontology annotation, biological process: transmembrane transport. Bases 272 to 1996 code for a protein of 574 amino acids. Gene Ontology annotation, molecular function: transmembrane transporter activity. Lineage: Eukaryota; Metazoa; Chordata; Amphibia; Anura; Ranidae. The record is from RefSeq and is a predicted model, not a curated record.